AUGAUGAUCCGAUGGCUUGUGCUUUCCGGGGUUCCGAUCUUGGCUUCUCUCUUAGACAAUUGUUAUCCAGGUUACAACCAGUCACAUUAUGAUCCUGAUCGCCAGCUUGAUUUGAAUUGUUCAAACAAGACUGGCAAAUCACUUAAUUUUACGUUCAAAUCAAAUUUUGUAAGACUGUUAAAAGAUAAGCUGAACCUAACGCUCUGGCCACCCUAUAACUGCACGCUGGAGGUGAAUGCAACAAAUUCAACGAUUGUCCAAGAGAAAGUAACUGCAGAACAAGGCUUUUGGACCCCUCUGACGCACGUCAAAAAGGAACCAGAUGCCAUCGCCUCCAAAUUGUUCGACACAUACAAGUCCAGAAGUCUAUAUAUUCCAGAAAUGCUGACGAAUGCACUGUCUUUUGGUUGCAAUUUUGGAACAAUGUCAAGUGGAUCAUUUUUUUCGGAAUCUUAUUUUGCCUGUAUUGUUGAAGACAAACCUUCUCUAGUUUGUUGA
This is a messenger RNA of Cylicocyclus nassatus, 498 nucleotides long. Lineage: Eukaryota; Metazoa; Nematoda; Chromadorea; Rhabditida; Strongylidae. The record is from the annotation of a GenBank genome assembly.